Molecule: messenger RNA, 469 nt
Organism: Perognathus longimembris pacificus (Pacific pocket mouse)
Lineage: Eukaryota; Metazoa; Chordata; Mammalia; Rodentia; Heteromyidae
Gene: Cenpw
Product: centromere protein W
Exons: 3
Coding region: 86-352 (88 amino acids)
Biological process (GO): chromosome segregation; mitotic cell cycle; kinetochore assembly
Cellular component (GO): kinetochore; nucleoplasm
Molecular function (GO): DNA binding; protein heterodimerization activity
Source: RefSeq, a predicted model, not a curated record
UGACGUCACUGCCCCGCGUCGGCCCGCAGCCUGGGCGGUGUAUUCGAACCUACCGGACGGGAUCCUCGGUUUCCUCACAAGGAGCAUGGCCCUCUCCACCACAGUCUUCCAGAGGAGGCCCACGAAGCGCAAGGCUCCCCGCGCCUUUCUCAGGGGCGUCUUCAAGAAACAGAAGCCUCACCUUCGUUUGGAGGCGUGCAGCGACUUGCUGGUUCAUUUGAACUGUUUAUUGUUUGUCCAACGAUUAGCAGAAGAAUCCAGGGCUAAUGCUUGUGAGAAAAAGUGUGGAAUCAUUAGCAAGGAUCAUGUUCUGGCUGCAGCAAAGGUAAUUCUAAAGAAGAGCAAAGGUUAGACAUCAAAGAAAAUGUCUUGAAUAUUUUAUGACUUAUUAUUUUAGGUGAUAGAAAAUCAUAAAAUCUUUUUUUUCAUAUCAGUUUAUAUCAUGAUUAUUAAAAUAUUGAUUAGAUGA